Molecule: messenger RNA, 1919 nt
Organism: Cyprinus carpio (common carp)
Lineage: Eukaryota; Metazoa; Chordata; Actinopteri; Cypriniformes; Cyprinidae
Product: Purkinje cell protein 4 like 1
Molecular function (GO): protein binding
Source: RefSeq, a predicted model, not a curated record
GAGAGCAGGGGCGUGUUUUCCCGGCUGAGAGAUGGAGAUUCAGUUCUCUGCAUAAUAUUCUCGGUUCAGUUGUUCUGACAUAAUUUUAAAGUACUCGGACAAAAAAGGAGAAAUUUCAUUUAUUUAGUGUUUCAGAGUCACGCUACAGAUUCCCGCGAACAUUCAGAACUAUGAGUGAGAACAGUUCAUCUGAUCCUCCCAACAGCACUCAGGGGCCCAUCACAGAUAUAAAAGCCCCCCAGGAGAAACCGGUGGACAAAGCGGGGAAGAACCCUACACAAGAACCCGAAGAAGAGAUCGACAUUGAUCUGGAUGCGCCAGAGACAGAAAAGGCAGCUUUGGCAAUACAGAGUCAGUUCAGACGCUUCCAGAAAAAAAAGAAGUAGAAAAGGGAAGAAUGAAUGAAAGAAUCAGUGCAGAGGACCUUCCAAAAUAUUCAAAAUGGAAAGAGAUUUAAAAAGGAAGAGACAGGGAAAAGUCAAGUGUGGGUGGGAAAUUAGGGGUUUGGAAAACAAAUGAUAGCCCAGUGGCAUCAACAUGCUGGGUUGAUUAGCGUUUAAGACAAGAAUAGGAAGGAUUUUCACUUGCAGAUUUUGUUCUCAUUGUAUUUGUCUAGAUUUGUCUUUAUCCUUUCUCUCCUCUCCUGUAGACAUAAAUAUAGGUAGAAGCAACAGUUACUGACAUGUGCAACACUAUCUAUUAUUUAAUAUAUUCAGCAUAUCAACGAUGCAACAGCACAAAUGUAAUUGAUAUAAACAUAAGAAUUCAAAGGGCAGUAAAUGAUACGGUAAAACAUGUUGGUGUGAAUUAGUGUUAUAGAUAUGAAGUAGCUUAGUUGUAAAUUAAUUCUUAGAGGUAGCUCUUAAUUGCUUUGUUUUUUUUUUUGUUUUUUUUUUUUUUAAAUGAGAAGCAUUUGAAAAAAUAAGGAAAUUUCCAUAAUACCAUUAUCUUUUUUAUCAUUAAUUAACUACAUUAAUAUGAACUAACAAUGAAAUAUUCUAAAGCAUUUAUUAAAAUUAAUUAUUAAUACAUUAUUAAAAUCAAAAGCUGUAUUGGUUUAUAUUAUUUAAAGGAUCUAAACAUUAAUUAACAGCUGUGUUUUUAAACUAAUGUUAACAAAGAUUAAUAAAUACAGUAACAAAGGAACUGCUCGCUGUUAAUGUAAUUUAAUGCAUUAUUGUAAACCUAAUUGUAAGGUAUUACCGAAAUUUCUUUAUAUCAACAGCAGACCAUAUAAUGAUUAUUUGAUUAAAGAAAAAAUAUAAUAACCUGACAUUAACAAGAAUUAGCAAUAGCCAUAUCUUGCAUAUUUCUGCAUUUUAGACAGGGAUUUAAUCAAGACACCGUUUAAAAUUAAGUAGCUUGUUAUAUUCAAAUGUAUCCCUAUAUUAAACUAGGCAAAUGGCCUUGAAAUACUUGUGAAACAGGCAAAGUAUGAUAUUUUUGUUCAGUUUACUGUAUUUUACCAGCUGGUUGAAUUUAGCACAAGGUCGAGAACCUUUUUAAGGCACGUCAUACUCAGUGAAAUUAGCAAAAUGCCUUUCAUUUUUGCUUUAAUGCCAGAAUUUACAGACAUGCAACAAGAUCCUUGAAUUUUUGGGAACUGGUGAUUCAAAUGGAGAUGAUUAUUAAGGAAAGUGUAACAUUUUGAUCUAUUUUAAGUGUCUUUCUUGUUCUCCUUUCCCUAUAAUUAAAACAGUCUCUACAGAUAUCUCAGAAUAGCUCAUAAUAAUGAGAGCAGUCUAUAAACACUCAAGAUGAUCUCACAGUUAAUGGGACAAAUGAUGUCUGUAGUUGCAUUGAGACAGGCGCGAUCAUCUGUUUUUGAUUGUUCUCAAAUAGUCACUGGCAAUGCAAUAAUUGAACACAUCUGUUAUGAUUCUGUACAUUUUAUAUAAACUAUGACACAUUUUAUUGUU